This is a messenger RNA of Penicillium riverlandense, 957 nucleotides long. Its product is annotated as alpha/beta fold hydrolase. The record is from RefSeq and is a predicted model, not a curated record. Bases 1 to 957 code for a protein of 318 amino acids. Lineage: Eukaryota; Fungi; Ascomycota; Eurotiomycetes; Eurotiales; Aspergillaceae. The transcript has a single exon.
AUGGCCAGUUACCAGCACAUCCAACUAGCAACCAAGCCCACAGCCCAAAUAAGCUAUGGGUUCCACGAGCCUGUCUCCACCCCCAGCACUGUGCUAGUCGUCUUCUUGAAUGGAAUGGGUCUUCCCCAAGCAUCGUGGGCCGCUUCAAUUACCCAACUCCAAGAAAUCAGACAAAGCUCAACCAUUCCGGCCCUACUCACAUACGACCGUUUCGGCCAGGGCGAGUCGACAGAUCGCGACCCGCAAGACAAAGGGUCCUCUGAUCCGACCCACGGCCACGACUGUCUGAACGUAGUCAAGGAUCUCCGGCAACUAAUUACCCAGGUUGCCAGCGAGAAGCUCGGCGUGGCAGACGUGGACAGCCUCUCCCUCGUGCUGGUGGGCAAUUCCAUCGGCUGCCCACUCGCCCGUCUCUAUGCGCACGAGUAUCCCCAGACCGUCGCCGCGCUGCUCUUGCUCGAUAGCAAUAUCGCCAAUACGGACUUUGUAUCUGUGUUUCCGGACCCAGAUGCAGAAGGCUUUAAUCCUGAUACUCUUCCGCCAGAUGUAACGCCAGAUCAUCUGCGCGCUACCCGCACAAGCGUGGGGAAGAUAUUUCAUCCUGAUGUUGGUAGCAACGAGGGUCUCAGCCGCAAGAACCUCCCCACUCUGUUACCUGCGAGCGAUGGGCCUAUCCUAAAGGGCCCCAAUGAUCAUGGACCCUUUGUUACUGUCGUGGGACACGAUUUCGAGACUUUUGCGGAAGAAGCCACCAAGAUCGGAUGGCCGAAGCCUGUGACCAUGGCAUAUCUGAAUCCGUUCUGGCAUAAGUAUAACGAAGGACUGAUUAAGAUUACGGAGGGAGCGAGGAGUAAAGGGCCACUGCAGGCGCCGGGGUCGGGGCAUUUUAUUCAAAAGGAUAAUCCGGCCUUUGUGGCCCAGGAGUUGGAUGAACUUCUCUCGAAGGUGCUACAGUGA